CAAGAAGGGUAGGAGAAAAAAGCCAUGGCUGAUGCUAUCCUGAAGGAGAAGAGGAGGCAGUUUAUCCGCUCAGUGGGCGCAGGUACCAUCAAUGGCUUGCUGGAUGAACUGUUAGAGAAAAGAGUGCUGAACCAGGAAGAGAUGGAGAAAGUAAGACAUGAGAAUGCUACAGUUAUGGAUAAGGCAAGAGCUUUGCUUGACUCAGUCAUUCGGAAAGGGCCCCAGGCAUGUCAGAUUUGUAUCCUUCACAUUUGUGAAAACGACUGCCAUCUGGCAGGGAUGCUGGAGCUCUCCUCAGGUCCACAAUCUGGGAACCACCUUAAUACACAAAACUCCCGAGCAAUGUUUUCUACCAUCCCAGCUCCUCAGCCAGACAACUCAGCUAUGCCCAUGGCCUUGGGCCCAGGAAGGGGACUCAAGAUUUGCCCCCUAGAAAUAGCCCAAAAGAUAUGGAAUGAAAAGUCAGCGGCAGAGAUUUAUCCAAUAAUGGAAAGGUCAGUACGCACACGACUUGCCCUCAUUAUUUGCAACAUGGAAUUUGAUAAUCUUCCCAGAAGGGCCGGAGCUGACGUUGAUAUCAGAGAUAUGAAGAUGCUGCUAGAAGUUCUGGGAUACAGCGUGGUUGUCAAAGAAAAUCUCAGUGCUUUGGACAUGGAUGCAGAGCUGAAGACAUUUGCUGCCCGGCCAGAGCACCAUACUUCUGACAGUACUUUCGUGGUGCUCAUGUCUCAUGGUAUUCGGGAUGGCAUUUGUGGGACGAAAUACUCUGAGCAAGUCCCAGAUGUAUUAAAAGUCGACACCAUCUUUCAAAUUUUAAAUACCUGGCACUGUCGCAGUUUGAAGGACAAACCCAAGGUGAUCAUCAUUCAGGCCUGCCGUGGUGAGAACCCAGGGGUAGUGUGGUUAAAAGAUGCAGUAGGAAACUCUGAAAACAGAUCCUCACUGGCUCUAGAAGAUUUUGAGGACGAUGCCAUUAAGAAAGCCCAUAUAGAGAAGGAUUUUAUUGCUUUCUGUUCUUCAACACCAGAUAAUGUUUCUUGGCGACAUCCAACACAGGGCUCUGUUUUUAUUAUGAGACUCAUUGAAAAAUUGCAAGAACAUGCCUGGUCCUGUGACCUGGAGACAAUUUUCCGAAAGGUCCGACUUUCCUUUGAGCUGCCAGAUAGUAAGGCGCAGAUGCCCACCACUGAAAGGGUGACUUUGACCAGAUAUUUCUACCUCUUUCCAGGACAUUAAAAUAAGAAGCCAAGAAUUCUUUCAUUCUGUACCUGCUUUUGGAAACAUUUCAGCUGG
Cynocephalus volans (Philippine flying lemur) is the source of this 1293-nucleotide messenger RNA. RefSeq names its product caspase 1 (gene CASP1). The transcript is spliced from 10 exons. The record is from RefSeq and is a predicted model, not a curated record. Gene Ontology annotation, molecular function: caspase binding; cysteine-type endopeptidase activity. Gene Ontology annotation, cellular component: AIM2 inflammasome complex; IPAF inflammasome complex; NLRP3 inflammasome complex. The coding region runs from base 25 to 1236 and encodes 403 amino acids. NCBI's taxonomy places the organism in Eukaryota, Metazoa, Chordata, Mammalia, Dermoptera, Cynocephalidae. Gene Ontology annotation, biological process: regulation of apoptotic process; proteolysis; regulation of inflammatory response.